CCUCUCCCACUCUCUCUCUCUCUCUCUGUAACUCAGGAUGAAGCUGACAAUCGACCUGAGCCUCUGCAAGAGACCAAACAGAAGAUGCAUGCCCUGAUAGACGAAGCCUUCUCAUUGGUCGGAAAGACAAGUCCAUCCAGAAAUGCUGUUGUUCCAUUGGGUGGAGGCCUCUCAAAUAGUCAGAAUUAUAGCGGCAGAGAAGAAGGGAAGAGAACUCCAAGGGAUCAUGCACAACAAGAAGUACCAAGACAACUCUUUGCUCCAGUCAUGCCACCUAUACCAAGGAGAAAACCCAAAGACGCCUCGAUAGAUGGCGGUACUCAGACCUCUGAGAUGGGGCAAACAACUCGCGUGGUUGUUGUGCCUGUCACUAGACCACCACAAGAGGGCAGCGGUGUCAUUUGGAGUCCGUAUACAGCUGGAGAUGAGACGGCCAUGUUAUCUCCAUCUCAAGAACCAGCAUCCCUCCCUGGUGGUAUAAACCCGUCACCGAUUCCUAGCCCGAGAGGACUGAAUCCGUCACCGAUCCCUAGCCCGAGAGGAGUAACAACCAAUCAUCAGCAAGGCCUCAGAGAGCGAAGACCGGACGGUGACAGCCUCCGAGGUAACAAGCAGGGCGUGGUUGAGCGCUACGCUGACAUGCUUCAGGAGAUGCUGACGAGCCAACUCCCCCUUCCACCAGGGGAGGGGGACGAUGUUCCUUCCAAGAGCACCCCCCAGAAGCGAAGCGUCACGCUCCUCGAAGGGGAACCCGACUACGAUUGGUCGUUCGAUCACCAGAGCAUCAACGGCUCACAGAGGCACGGGUCAAAGACACGAUCACCACUACCCGACAGAACUAAACCAAAUAAAACUGAAAAGGACUCUGCGUCCACGUCUGCACCAUCGGAUGGAAAGAUGCAGUCGCUUAGCAACAAGGAAAAGGGUGUUGGAAAAGCCGUGGAUAAAUUUUACGAUGAGCUGGAUAUAUCUACUAAUCUGAAAUACCCAACAGGACAAUAUUCCCCUCAGGUCGCGAAUGCAGUCAGAGAAGAACUGAUCAGACUGACGAGAAAAAUGGGCGAUGGAGAGGAAAGUGGGCUGGUUUGAGUUUUACCCCCCUUUAAACACCCUCAUUAUUCCCCUGUGAACACCAUUAUUAUUCAUACGACACCAUGGAUGUUCAGAUUUCCAAGUGACAAUGCAAAAUCAUAAUUUUACUUUUGUUAAACGUGCAGUUUAUUGCUUUCCAAGACUUUCAUUAUUGUGAAAAUGUCUUUUCAUGUAUUUUCUUAUCAGAUACAUGAAUACAUGGUAUAUCAGAAUAAAUUAAAAAAGAAAGAGAGAAGUUAUUAAUUAGCCUUGCAAUUAAACAAAGUUAGUUGAAUUAUUUAGGCUUGAAAGCCACAUUGUUUAUGAUACAAAAUAGCUGGCACUAUUGAAAUUGAAUUAGCUCUUCAUGCAACAUCUUUUUGAAGAUGUAGGAGUGACACACUGACAGUGAGAAUAUUCAAAGAAAUUAAAGUUCAGUUAUGCUCGUCACGAUAUAUUUAAAGAGCAAGUUAGUCUGAAGAAUGUCAUUUUUACAAGGCUUUGGGUAGAUGCAAUCGCCAAGGUAUCUUGAUUUAUAUAUGCUUUCAAUGAUAUACAUCUUAGAAUAAUAUCACACGUAAUCCACUUUAUUCCUUUUUUUUUCCUGCUUGUUUUAUUACUUAUUUUUUACUUUGUGCACAUUACAAUGCAUAAUGCAGUAGUUGUGCAUAGAAUAUUAGCAGAACAAAACAUACAUGAGUGUUAUAUAUAAACAUAUAUAAUUCAAAAGAUAACAACCUUAUUAGGACCAAAGCAUAAUUUGUUGGAUGGCUCAAUUAUUUUCAGGACAGAUAAUUGAGGUAUUCCUCUAUAUUACCAAGUGUAUAAAUUUCUUGUUAGAAUAAGUCCAAGUAGAAUGUGACAUUUGACUUUAUAUUAAUGCAAAUCUACACCCAAAUAUGUAGGUGUUUCAACUAUAUACCCAAUAAACCACUUUGGAGAAAGCACUUGUACAACUGGAACAAAAUAUCUACAGAUCUAUUACACAUGGAAAUGUUCUACUUCAUGCAUUUUAGAACACUUAUUGAAUAAAUGAUGGAGGUCCUUUGUGAAUAUCUUUUUUUGCCCUCUUGAAACGAAUACAUGUACUCUCACCUGUGUAUCAUCAAAGGUACCGUCAGUGCAUUAACAAAUAUUGAUUACAUAACUUUCAUGAACAUGUAUCCGGCAGUUGUCUCGAUGGGUUUUACAGUCUUGUAUGAAUGACCUUUCUCUGGGGCCAUGUACAGAUAGUAUCUCUGAAGUGGCUCAUUAUCAAGAAAAAGUAUGAAAAGGCCUGCCUUCAUCAGCUCGAGUUUGCCAAAUAACCCGCUAGUUUAUCUCCUCAUCAGCCGCAGUUGCAAUU
Molecule: messenger RNA, 2416 nt
Organism: Strongylocentrotus purpuratus (purple sea urchin)
Lineage: Eukaryota; Metazoa; Echinodermata; Echinoidea; Camarodonta; Strongylocentrotidae
Exons: 5
Coding region: 85-1089 (334 amino acids)
Source: RefSeq, a predicted model, not a curated record